AAAUACCACAAACAAAACCGAUGGAACCCCGCGGGCAGGUACGAGGCGCCGCCACAGCGCCCCCUGACGGUCAGAAGCAAAAGUGCGCCCCACACUGACGGCUUCGGUUCACCUUGUUUCAACUUGACGCUCGAAUUAGUUUCUGUUGUCGAACUGUUGGCGUAUAAGCCUCAACCUACACACAAUGCUGAAAAUAUCAAUUGUGAAGGUUGAGAGCCCAUCCUGCCUUUGGGGAUGCCUCACAGGGAGUCAGAGAGAGGACUCCACAGAACAGCACAACAAGCUGCUGGCCGAGAUGAAUCUGUUCUACCAGGACGUCACUGCGGACCCGCACAAGCUGAAGCCCAGCACAAUAGAGGAGGGAGAGGUGUGUGUGGUGUACUGGUCAGUGAAGAAGCUGUGGUGUCGGGCUGUAGUGGACACUGUCAUCACGGAGCCGCCCUGUAAAGUUUGCUGCCUCCUUGUAGACCACGGAGAACGACUUGUUGUCUCCUUGAACCAGAUCCGACUUGUUGCGGAGAAGUUCCUCCAGCUGCCGUUCUUGGUGAGGAGGUUCCACCUGGCACGAGUCCAACCAUUAACCCUGCGUGUGUUCAUAUGUGAAGAGAAGGCGGAGUUCAUCCCAUCCACUCAGUGGGACACUGCUGCUACGCUCUACCUGCACAGGCUGCUACAAGCUUCCACCCAGACAGAGGCUGUGCUGCUUGAAUCAGAGUCCGAGUCCACCUCAAUCGAGCUCUACCUGACUGUUGGGACAGUUAUGAUCUGUGUGAACGAUGACCUGGUGGCCAAGAGCUUUGCUUAUUAUAGCAGCCAGUCAGUGGAUGUCACCAAGCGGAACGCGGUGGAGCCAUUUUCCCACACGUCUGCAAGCAUCUUAACUGAGAGUCUACCUACAAUGUCUUACAAGCAAACGACACCGACCGAGACACCUCCUGUGAUGUCAUCAGGCCAUGCUGCUGUGGAGAGUGUAAAAUGUGGAGCUGCAGGUUUUCUUGGAAAUAGUCAAGUUGAAGAUCUGGCAGAUGAAGAAACAAGCGAGUCGGCAGAGUCAGGAUCAGGAGAGGCAGAGGAGACCCAGAGGACUGAAGAGAAGCAGGCCUGUUCACGGCUUUUGGAAUGGUUGAAUCCUGGGCCUCUCCACACUGAGCCAGACUCUGCAGAUGAAACCAUUGUAUGUGAUGAUCCCAGGAAAAGCGGGAUUCUGGUGCACUCUGCCCUCCCAUUGGCUCCCUGCAGCAGCCUGGACGAUGCCCCCAUCACUCAGGAGCUUCGCCAGGUACUGCGGAGGAACAGCGCUCUGUCUCCCGCCGAGCGUUACAGCUGGCCAGCUGUGGCUCGAGGAUGCAACACUGUGGUCAUCUCUCACACCGCUGACCAGCCGCUCAGCUACCUGGCCCCGCUCCUCACACACAUCCUGCUUAACUCCAUCUCCUGCUCUGUUAAAUCCAGCACUGGGCCUGUAGCUGUGCUGCUCUGCCCAGGCUGGGAGAAGGCCCAGUUAGUGUGUGACCUGCUGGAGGAAUACAAGGUGGCACAGAUUCUGAAUCCUAUCAUCGUGCUGCUGGGUGUCGGUAAAGAAGAGGCCAAGAAUGUCAGGAUCUCCAAAAGCUGCCUGCUGCUAGUGACCACGCCCUACAGCUUGGUGCGGCUGCUGUCCUGUUACUGCUUUUUGUUUCUGCGCUUGUACCACUUGGUGUUGGAUGAAGCUGACCAGCUCUUUUCUCUUGCUCCAGAUCAGAUGGAAACUAUCCUGCAGCAUUUCCAGAAGGUGACUUCCCAGGAGGAGAGCGCCUCCUGUCCCCAGCAGAUCGUUGUUGUGGCAAAGCAGUGGGUCAGUCGCAUGGAGGCUUUGUUGGCCAACCACAUGCCGUACCCUCACAUUGUCAUGACCGUCCCGAAUGAAGCUGCUCUCUAUGGGAACGUUCAGCAGAUUAUCCUCAUGGCUCUAGAAAGUAGUAAGAUGUCAGUACUACUGGGGGCAUUAGAUUUAACUCCAGAGGUCGGCCAGAAGACUCUGAUUGUAGCCAACUCUGCCCAAGAGGUUGACGACGUGUACAAGGCUGUUAGCAAUAAAUCUGCUUUCUGCCUGAGGACCCACGAAGGGCUAACACAGCAGUUAGACUUUGUCAUCCAACAGUGGAGGAAAGACAUCAGCCCUGGAACUCACGUUGUUCUGGUGACGACCAGUGACUGCCUGGACUGUCUUGGGAUCAGAGAUGCAACUUGUGUCAUUCACUUCAGCUUCCCCACUUCUCCCAAACAGUUUGGCAGGCGCCUUUUUUGCAUGACUGAAACCUUCAGGAACCUCUCAGAACGAGUUUCCUGUCAGGGUCCAGUGGAGAGCGGUCCUCCCCACGGCAAGUCAGUGCUUCUGAUCUCGGAGAGGAAUGCCCGUCAUGUUGUUGGGGUCUUGCGCUACCUGGGACGAUCCACUGCCCGGCUGCCCCCUGAGCUGGUGUCCUUUGCCCAGGGCAUCCACGUGGCCCGGGAGGCCCAGAAGACCAACAAGCCUCUCUGCAGCUAUCUUAAAAGCUUUGGUGUCUGCAGAGACAGCAGUUUGUGCCCCGACCGUCACACCUUCAUUUCCCAGCUGGAUCAGUCUCCACUUCCUGCCUCUGGAGUCAUAGAGGUUGUCCCACUCUACAUUAAAGCAGCGUCAGUCUUCUACGGUCGUAUCAUCAGGAAAGAUGACGUUUUUGACAGCUUGGUCUCUGAGAUGGCGUCCUACUAUGAUCAGAAGAAGCCAACAGCCAAGGAGAUGCUGGAGGGAGGCCUGUAUGCCGUGCAUGAGGGCGACGCCUUCCACAGGGUAAAGAUCCUGUCGCUGCCAGACAGACGAGACCACCUCUUCUACAGCGUCUUGGUUCACUUCAUCGACGCAGGAAUGGAGGAGAUGGUUAAAUCUCAUCAGAUUCUUCAUUUGCCAGAGCAGUUCCAUUCUCUGCCCGGCCAAGCUGUGGAGAUCAUCGUCUGCCAGGUCAAGCCUGCUGAUGCAGAAAUCAACUGGCACCCAAAGGCCACCAGAACCAUCAGCCAAAAGAUCCGAGGUCUGCAGCAUCGGGCCAGAGCAGUGCUCAGUUUGGGAAACACUGUUUUUGUUGAUCCCAUGGUGCGUGUGAGUCAGGUGCCAGGUUUGAAAACUGUGAUCAAUGAACACAAUGUCCAGUCUGAGAUCCUGAAAACGGGUUUGGGAGUCAGCAACCCAGAGCACGUGGACUUCCUGAGGGCGCUGUGCCAGGGGGGCAGGUCCAAUAGCAGUAAGGUGGCAACAGAUGGUUGUGGUAGGUCAGGAGAUGGUCCGGAGUUCAGUAUCAAAGGUGAGGAGGAGGAACUGGCCAAGUCCUUCAGGACAGCUGAGGUCAGGCUCACUGCACCCCACGAGCUCCGACCACGUAAGUCACUGAUCCCAGAAUCACCAGAACCCAGACUUCACCUGAAAGCUGAGCCAGAUGUGCAGAACACAAGAGAAAUAAAUGUGACAGACGUUUGUUCCGUGACCGCUUCACUCAAGCCCUCUCAAAAUGGAGAGGAUCCAAUCACGAGCUGCCAGGUGAUUGAAAGCACUAAUGGAACCAGCAAUGGCAAUGCCACCAGAAGUUUCCAUCCUCAGGUCCGCUGGUACCAGACGUCCAACGCUGUGUUUGCAACGGUGAAGCUGACGAAUCCGGAGAAACAGCGCUGUGACUUCUACCCUGACAGAGUGGUCUACAGGGGAAGCGUGAAGGGUCGGUCCUACAGAGCAGACCUUGAUCUUCAGAGCAACAUCGCUGCCGACCACUGCUUUUUGGAAAUGAAGUCUAAUGAGCCAGUCCUCAAACUGGUGAAGCAGAAGCAGGGGAACUGGGAAAAACUGGUCAGGAACAAGAAUGUUUUUGUCAGUUAUGACAUGGAGCAUUUUGAAGAUGAUGAAGACAGAGCCUUGGGUGGUCAGUGUUUUUUGGAGGAUACAGGAGAUGAUAACUGGUACACAAACUCAGAGAGCAACAGUGACAGCGACUGAAGGUUAAAACGCCUCCUUUGUCGCCUCAAAGUCUCAGUAGCAGAUUUGUUUAGGUGCUGUGACCAUCGAACUCCUUGAUUUAGUUCUACUUGAAGCAACAGUCAUGUUUCACCAAUAAAGGCAAGAUUACAUCAUACAUUACAUUAGAACAGUUGCAUGGGGAGGGAUCCAAAAUGGGGGGAGUGGCUUUGGCCCAGACCUGUCAAACCUGAUGGAAGGUGGGGUCUUAAUUAAGUGUUGGGUCCAGUUCUGCUUUGCUUUCAUACGUUUAGUUCUUGUGGGCCGCAUGCACCAUUGAAAUUCAAUGGACGUCUAAUCAACAAUAAGGAAUAAUUCCAAGCAAACAGUGAGAUGGUUGGUGGAAACGGCCUCCCCCAGACUCAUAGUUCACUCCCUGUUCAGAGAGAGAGUCUGAUUCUUAAAGAGGAUCUAGGAACUGUGCUUUCAAGAGCUGUUAAACCUUCUUUAUUUCUUGAGUUUUUGUUAAUGAUUAAAUACUAUGAACCAUACUAAAACUUGAUUGAAGUGCUGAGUGGAUGUUCAGACCUGUGUUGGUGUAAAUCUGUAGAGUUCUAAACUAUUUGGUUGAAGAAAAAUUUUUUUGGUUGAAGAAAAAUUUAAUUCAUGUCAUUAUUAUGGAAAUCUAUUACUGAUCACUGCUUAGAGGCUGCGUAGAAGUGAUGUAUUAUUCAGCAUUUACUACUAAUAUAAAGUGAGUUGACCUUGGUUAGAUCUGUGUGUUCUUCAGUUAAUAAAAGCAUGAGGAGUGGGAGCUCCUCGAUUUUACUCAA
This is a messenger RNA of Betta splendens (Siamese fighting fish), 4794 nucleotides long. RefSeq names its product tudor domain containing 12 (gene tdrd12). The record is from RefSeq and is a predicted model, not a curated record. Gene Ontology annotation, biological process: transposable element silencing; germ-line stem cell division. Gene Ontology annotation, molecular function: metal ion binding. The transcript is spliced from 33 exons. The coding region runs from base 185 to 4003 and encodes 1272 amino acids. Lineage: Eukaryota; Metazoa; Chordata; Actinopteri; Anabantiformes; Osphronemidae.